Messenger RNA from Paramacrobiotus metropolitanus, 1796 nucleotides. Its product is annotated as G-protein coupled receptor dmsr-1-like. The transcript is spliced from 5 exons. Bases 329 to 1681 code for a protein of 450 amino acids. Lineage: Eukaryota; Metazoa; Tardigrada; Eutardigrada; Parachela; Macrobiotidae. The record is from RefSeq and is a predicted model, not a curated record. Gene Ontology annotation, molecular function: G protein-coupled peptide receptor activity.
CCAGGGCAUGGAGCAGGAGAGUGUGACAACAUUUACUUAGAAGCGGUUGUAAGGAGAGAAGCGGCACACGUACGGCGAUAAAGUCUUUCAAAGUAUUUCAACACUUUACGCCGUGGUGCAGUGUUACUGCCUACGCGGAUCUAACGACGUAGCCGGGGUUCGAUUCCCCCAUCGGUGCACUUUUCGGCCGUUUCUCGGUUUCCAGUGGAUAGCGCCCAAGUUUCACUUUCACAUUCGUUGAGAAAAAAUUGAUAAGGACCAGUCAGAUUCCACUUUAUGCCUUGUAUAAGAUAUUACCUGCUGUCCCGCAGCCACGGCUAGCUUGACAAUGGAGGCAUCCUACCAGAACCAACAGUCAUCUGUAAACAAGGACAGUAUGAUUGCCCACUUUGAACACAACGAAAAGACAAUUUCGCCGUUGGUAUUUUAUGUUGAUGCACCGCCGGGCAUUCCGGAACCUUUGCCGUAUUCCGGGGAUUUUUUCUGGGCCUUCCACGCCGCCUACGCUUCGAUCCAUGGCUACCUUGCAGUAGUAAUCUGCGCUGUCGGGAUUGUCGGCAAUCUCCUGAGCAUCGCCGUACUGACGCGUCGAUCUCUGGUAACCCCGACAACGGUACUCCUGACAGCGCUGAUUGUGGUACACACGCUGUUGAUGAUGACGUACAUUCCCUUCGUCGUUCAUCAGAACAUCCUGAACGCCGUCUGGCCCGUCGCCCUGUGGCACAGUUAUUCGUGGAUGGCUUUUAUCUUCUUCCAUGUACAAUUUACUAUCGUUUUCCAUUCGAUCGCCGCCUGGCUCACCGUUAACCUGACGCUGUUUCGCUGCUGGACGGUGAUGUUCCCCAGAGCAGCGGAUAGGUGCUGCAAGAUGUUGCUGCCGUAUACCAUUAUCGCGGCGGUCGGGAUAUGCAACGUUAUUUUCUGGACGCCAUCGUAUUUAAGUGUACAAAUCGACAUAUUUCAGCAUGAUGCACCGGAAUACCUUAAUCCAACAGGAGUGCCUGUGGUGCCGAUGUACAGUAUUGGCGAAUCAGAUUUGUCGCGCAAAAAUCACCAUAACCUGCAGAUAAUAACUUUCUAUGCGUGCAUUGCGGCCAAACUGCUGCCGUGUUUCCUUCUGUUCUGUCUCAGCGUUCCAUUGGUGAUCGCCCUGCUUCGUCCCGAACGCCAUGGAACUCCGUUAACAUUCUCCGACGAAGCGUUUCCAUCAAAUUAUUCCCCGACACUCCAAACGGCUCCGUCAACCGCCCAGGAGAUGAGUCACCCGGCCAGUAACGCCACCGAGAUGGAAAUAAUAUCGGCCACACCCUUCAACGCACUGCAGCGGCCGGCGGCUCCCCGAGGUGGUUACCAGGCAGCGAGGCGGGAUGUUCCAACGGCUGUGGUACUGGUCAUCGCCGUGGUCUGCAUCCUUACCGACGGUCCAUCGGGAUUAUUGGCGCUCUCCACAUGUUUCUCCGUGGAUUUCUUCAACAAUGUCUUUAUCCCGCUCGGCAAUGUGAUGGAUGCGCUGCAUUUAUUGAAGGGUGCCGUCUUUUUGAUCAUUCUCUGUUCCUUGAGCCGGGAGUUCCGGCUAACGUUUUCUCAGAUCUGGUGUGCCAAAAGACUAGCCAGCAACGGAAACGAAAUCGCCUGCGGUUAUUUUACCCGGAUUAUCCUUACGUUAUUGGUGCGGAAUUAAAUAAAAUAUAUUUUCGCAUACUUAUUAAGGGAUUUGGCCCGGCACAUAGCACCAAAUUUGUGUACAUCCGCGGCAACUCUUGCUGUCGCGCACUCCCAAACACUUUUUUGCAUUG